UUCUGCAGUUUUUCCGAUUUGUGUACUAAAAUUUUAUAAUUUUCUUUAAUGGGAAAUUUUCCUUUAUCGUUUGGUGCUAUUUUCCCGACCGGGAGUGCGACUUUAGUGCAAAAAACUCGAUUUGAAAACUCUAUAUUUGCCUGACGUUUGCUGUCAGUUGGAAGUCACCCGAAGUCAGAAUGGAAAGCAGGACUAAAUGUCAUCCAUAUUGAAUGACAUUUUCGUAGUUCUUCUCCAGGUUUUGAAGACUUUGGAAGGAUGCGGUUUAGAAAUGAGUGGCUUAAUGAAAUCGGUGCUUAGAACUGAAAGGCAGUGCCCAGCCGCUAUGGACAUGUUCCAGGAGAAGGAAAAUCCAUUACCAACAGAUUUUCAAGUCACAUGGAUGGAUAUUCUUGAACUCAACAAGCUAACAGCAGUGGCUCAGAAAGUCAAAGCCACUUCCAAGCAAACAACGAAAAUGAAAAUGAGCAAAGUGGGAAACCAAACAAAUUCACAAGAUCCGCAGGCCGUUAAUUCGCGCGUAUUUGUCGGUAACUUGAAUACGUUCCAGUGUUCCAAAACGGACGUUGAAAGGAUGUUUCAGAGAUAUGGCAGACUUGCUGGUAUCUCCAUGCAUAAAGGAUAUGCUUUCGUCCAGUUCACAAACCCCUUUGAUGCGAGAAGCGCCUGUUUAGGAGAAGACGGAAGAACGGUUCUCAGUCAAAUUUUAGAUGUGAAUAUGGUAGCAGAACCCAAACCCCACCAAACCGGAAGAAAACGGCAGAAUAUGACGAAAACUGGAAACGACUGGGACUAUUAUUACGACAGUUAUUAUGCAUCAACAGCGUUUCCUAUUGGUCCGACAAGAUUAGCGCCUCCAAUCAAACGACAGAGACUGAUGGCAGCGUCCGCAAGAAAUGGCAAAACCUGCCAGAUACAAAAAUCUACCUUAGUGCCACCGUUGGAUCAGUUCAAAGUCUACAGCAAUCAAGACAUCCUAAUAUGCGGAAAUUGCCGCGAAAUGUUCUCCGACCUCCACGACUUGUUGGAACACAAGAAAAACUACUGCAAACUUAGAUUCACCUGCAAAUGCGAAAGCAGUAAAACGCGGUCUUCAAUAGAUGAACAUUCAACAGCAGCACUCUUAUGCGUGCAGUGCAAGGAUGCGUUCCAGAAUGCUUGGGAUCUGAUGGUUCAUGCCCAGGCAGCCCACAUGAUCAACAUCUAUGAGCUGGGAGUGCCCACAAUUGGCAACUGCUCAUCUCCCCCCAUAUCGCCUAGGGAUAACAACACGCCAGACAAGGACAGUAAAGCAGUGAACCACAUCGACGAAGAAAAUGAGGAUCAUGUGGAAAAUGGCUCGUUGGAAAACGGAAGAGAUGGCCUGACUGGAACGCCCGAUUCCGCCAACUCGCCCAACGACAAAGACCUGGAAGAGCUACUGGAAGUUGAUCAUCACCAGGCCACUGCGGCUAAAACAAUAAUGCACGCAAGUAUUGUGAGCGAGUCGGCUGGUCAGCCUGGAGCGUCUCCGCCCCCCAUUGGGGCCACGGCUCCCCUUGCCCAAAUCGCGGACCCCUGGAAGUCCCAGACUGGCCUCAGCCCCAACUUUGAGGGCAAGUCGUAUUGAGGAAUUGCCGACAGGUUUUGAUCCAGGAUAUAUUAGUCUAGUGUAAAUUUGGAAUAGUAGAUUAAUCAGCUGUUAGCUUCAGCUUUGAGAGUGAUGUUGUAGGAUUGUUUCUAUAUUGAGUGGGUUUUGGUGGGUUUGAGGAUUAUGCUAGCGUUUCCGUAAACGUGAAUUGCGGCAAAGCCGCCGCGAAAAACAUCCGCCGUUUUUAUCAGUUGUGUUUUGUACCGACAGGCUUUGGGUUUCUCGGUGUUUUUGAUCGUUAUUUGCAUUUUGUGCACGUUUUCAAUUUACAGACUUGAUUUUGGCAAAGUCCUACAGGUAUCCGAUCGUGGAUAGCCAAAACUGAUAUUAAAUUCGAUAGGGGAAAUAAUGCGAUACGUUUCGCAUUGUUUUCACAUCUAAAGUAUGAGAGAUUCUUUUCCUGUUACGUUAAGCUUAUAAUGACUGUUCCGGCCCUUAAACAACUUAACGUGAGAGACAACAUACUUCUUGAUGGCUUGUUUUAGUUUACAGUGAUUUGACGAGUGGCGCCUUUUUUUAAACGUAAAAAAGAUGCUUGAGUUGUCUGAAUCCUCCUUUUCAUUAUUCCGUACGCUGAGCAAAAAGCUUUUACGAAAACUGGAAAAUCAAUGACACCACACUCUUUAGACAUUAUUAUUUUAUAAAAGUAGGAAGCUUGUCGAAAAUUACAAUUUUUUUUGCGGUCGCCGAUUUCGUUUUUUUUUUUCAUAACGAGGUUCAGAGAAUUUGGUAUAGAAAAACAAGCAGUUUGUUCACUCCAGAAACCUCGAGAAUUGAGGUGUUAAGAUUUUUUAUGCGUUCAUUGGAAUACAUCAUUCAUCAUCAUACAACAUUGGAAUCUUCGCACAUAUCCGAAACAAAUCGAUUAUUCGCGCUUUGUAAAUUUUCACCUAGAUUGCGUCUUUCUUCCUGUAUACACUUAUAAAAACCUUAAAUAUUUGUUUAUUUUUUUACAAACUUCUUUUUGGGUAU
Messenger RNA from Dendroctonus ponderosae (mountain pine beetle), 2602 nucleotides. RefSeq names its product heterogeneous nuclear ribonucleoprotein C-like 3. Gene Ontology annotation, molecular function: RNA binding. The coding region runs from base 197 to 1609 and encodes 470 amino acids. The transcript has 12 exons. NCBI's taxonomy places the organism in Eukaryota, Metazoa, Arthropoda, Insecta, Coleoptera, Curculionidae. The record is from RefSeq and is a predicted model, not a curated record. Gene Ontology annotation, cellular component: nucleus.